GGGGUCCGCGGGAGGGUCUCCCCGCUCCUCCCUAGGCCCCCUGCCCUGGCCGCAGCCCGCGCUCCCCCCUGAAGGCUGCGAGCUCACGAGCCCCGCGGGCGGCGGCGGCGGCCGACUGACAUGCCCCGGACGCGGCUGAGGCCGGCGGGCAGCCCGCGGGGGCGAUGAGCCGCUGAGGCCGCUGAGCAGCCGGGCGGCGGGGCGUCGCGCACCUUCCUCUCCCCCCUCACUUGGCCAGUCCGCUCGGGAGACCGGGAGGAAACGGUCUCUGGCCUGUCGGGAGGACCAUUGGUGCUGCAGUGGAAGCCAGCGGCUAAAUCUCGUGUAUGGCGUGGUUAAGGUUGCAGCCUCUCACCUCUGCCUUCCUCCAUUUUGGGCUGAUUACUUUCGUGCUCUUCCUGCAUGGUCUUCGGGCAGAGGCUGGUGGCUCAGGGGAGGUGCCCAGCACAGGGCAGAACAAUGAGUCCUGUUCAGAAUCAUCGGACUGCAAGGAGGGCGUCAUCCUACCAAUCUGGUAUCCGGAGAACCCUUCCCUUGGGGACAAGAUUGCCAGGGUCAUUGUCUAUUUUGUGGCCCUAAUAUACAUGUUCCUUGGGGUGUCCAUCAUUGCUGACCGCUUUAUGGCAUCUAUCGAAGUCAUCACUUCUCAAGAGAGAGAGGUGACUAUCAAAAAGCCCAAUGGAGAGACCAGCACGACGACGAUUCGGAUCUGGAACGAAACUGUCUCCAACCUGACCCUGAUGGCCUUGGGUUCCUCUGCUCCCGAGAUCCUUCUGUCUUUAAUCGAGGUGUGUGGUCAUGGGUUCAUUGCUGGCGAUCUGGGACCUUCUACCAUCGUGGGUAGUGCAGCCUUUAACAUGUUCAUCAUCAUUGGCACCUGCGUCUACGUGAUCCCCGACGGAGAGACACGCAAGAUCAAGCACCUGCGAGUCUUCCUCAUCACUGCCGCUUGGAGCAUCUUCGCUUACAUCUGGCUCUAUAUGAUCCUGGCGGUCUUCUCCCCUGGCGUGGUUCAGGUUUGGGAGGGCCUUCUCACUCUUUCCUUCUUUCCAGUGUGUGUCCUUCUGGCCUGGGUGGCAGAUAGGCGACUGCUCUUCUACAAAUACAUGCACAAAAAGUACCGCACAGACAAACACCGAGCAAUUAUCAUAGAGACAGAGGGCGACCACCCCAAGGGCAUUGAGAUGGACGGGAAAAUGAUGAAUUCCCACUUCCUGGAUGGGAACCUGGUGCCCCUGGAAGGGAAGGAAGUAGAUGAGUCCCGCAGGGAGAUGAUCCGGAUUCUCAAGGAUCUGAAGCAAAAGCACCCAGAGAAGGACGUAGAUCAGCUGGUAGAGAUGGCCAAUUACCAUGCUCUUUCCCAUCAACAGAAGAGUCGUGCCUUCUACCGGAUCCAGGCUACCCGUAUGAUGACCGGCGCGGGCAAUAUCCUGAAGAGGCAUGCAGCAGAACAAGCCAAAAAGGCCUCCAGCAUAAGCGAGGUGCACACCAGUGAGCCUGAGGACUUCGUCUCAAAGGUCUUCUUUGACCCGUGCUCUUACCAGUGCCUGGAGAACUGUGGGGCUGUACUCCUGACCGUGGUGAGGAAAGGGGGGGACAUGUCCAAGACCGUGUACGUGGACUACAAAACAGAGGACGGCUCUGCCAAUGCAGGGGCUGACUAUGAGUUCACAGAGGGCACUGUGGUUCUGAAGCCAGGAGAGACCCAGAAGGAGUUCUCGGUGGGCAUCAUCGAUGACGACAUUUUUGAGGAGGACGAACACUUCUUUGUGAGGCUGAGCAACGUCCGCAUAGAGGAGCAGCUGCCGGAGGAGGGAAUGCCCCCCCUAGUACUCAACAAUCUGCCAGUGCCUCGGGCCAUCCUGGCAUCCCCUUACGUGGCCACGGUCACCAUCCUGGAUGAUGACCAUGCGGGCAUCUUCACUUUUGAAUGUGACACUAUUCGUGUCAGUGAGAGUAUUGGUGUCCUGGAGGUCAAGGUUCUGCGGACAUCAGGUGCCCGGGGCACAGUAAUCGUCCCCUUUAGGACCGUAGAGGGGACAGCCAAGGGUGGUGGAGAGGAUUUUGAAGACACGUACGGGGAGCUGGAGUUCAAGAAUGAUGAAACUGUCCAAACAAUUCACAUCAAGGUAAUUGAUGAUGAGGCGUAUGAGAAAAACAAGAAUUACUUCAUUGAGAUGAUGGGCCCCCGCAUGGUGGAUAUGAGUUUUCAGAAAGCGCUCCUGUUGUCUCCAGAGGUGACAGACAGGAAGCUGACUGUGGAGGAAGAGGAGGCCAAGAGGAUAGCAGAAAUGGGAAAGCCAGUACUGGGCGAACACCCCAAACUAGAGGUCAUCAUUGAAGAGUCCUUUGAGUUCAAGAAUACGGUGGACAAACUGAUCAAGAAGACAAACCUGGCCAUGGUUGUGGGGACCCAUUCCUGGAGGGACCAGUUCAUGGAGGCCAUCACUGUCAGUGCAGCAGGGGACGAGGAUGAGGAUGAGUCAGGGGAGGAGAGGCUGCCAUCCUGCUUUGACUAUGUCAUGCACUUUCUGACGGUCUUCUGGAAGGUGCUGUUUGCCUGCGUGCCCCCCACAGAGUACUGCCAUGGCUGGGCCUGCUUCGUUGUGUCCAUUCUGAUCAUUGGCAUGCUUACAGCCAUAAUCGGGGACCUGGCCUCCCACUUCGGCUGCACCAUUGGCCUCAAGGACUCAGUCACGGCUGUCGUUUUUGUGGCAUUUGGCACCUCUGUGCCAGACAUGUUCGCCAGCAAAGCCGCCGCCAUCCAGGAUAUGUACUCGGAUGCCUCCAUCGGCAACGUCACGGGCAGCAACGCCAUCAACGUCUUCCUGGGCAUCGGCCUGGCCUGGUCCGUGGCCGCCAUCUACUGGGCCCUGCAGGGACAGGAGUUCUACGUGUCCGCCGGCACGCUGGCCUUCUCGGUCACCCUCUUCACCAUCUUCGCGUUCGUGUGCAUCAGCGUGCUCCUGUACCGCCGGCGGCCGCACCUGGGCGGGGAGCUGGGCGGCCCUCGCGGCUGCAAGCUGGCCACCACGUGGCUCUUCGUGAGCCUGUGGCUCCUGUACAUCCUCUUCGCCACGCUGGAGGCCUACUGCUACAUCAAGGGCUUCUGAGCCGCGGGGCGGGGCCUCCUGCUGCACCAGGGGCUUCGGAGCCGCGGGGCGGGGCCUCCUGCUGCACCAGGGGCUUCUGAGCCGCGGGGCGGGGCCUCCUGCUGCAUCAGGGGCUUCUGAGCCGCGGGGCUGGGCACCGCAGCGCACGCCUCGGACUUCUCCUAAGAGAAGGGCACUUGGCCACCGGGACCUCGCCGGGGGGAGCAGCCCACAGAGGCGGCGUCAGGGCUGGAGCCCCAGGAACCUCACCGACCUAGGCUCCCCGCCCCCCGCAGUGGGACUGAAAGGGCAGAGUCUUAACCAAUCAGAGUGGAGGCAACUCCCACUUUGCAAAAUAUUUAAUUCAAUACAAAACAACAACAGCAACUAAUCCACCUCCACCCCGUCUUCCCACCCGUGUCCCUGACCCACGGCAGAAGCCAGACCCUUCCACCGCCUUCUGGAUUAUUCCUUUGCUGCUUCUCCUUCCCUGGGGCCAGGGCUUCCGCUGUCCGCCGGUGCGGCACGUCCCCACUCUAUCCUGCAGCUGGCGAGGGUGGAAGUGAGUCCUAUCCACACACACCCCUGCCCCAGGCCGCUUUCCAGUUCUCCUUCCGUAGCCAUUACUGCGCUAGCUUUCCCAUGAGGUGUCACUCAUUGUUCGUUUCGUCUUUUCUUUCUGAAGUCAGUAACGAAGGUGCUGUGAAGGAACUCACGGUGGGAGCGGACAGGGACAGGUAGAGGCGAGGAUGCUCAGCCGCACCCUCUCCCCCUCUCCCUGGGUAACAGCUGUCUCUUGGCUCCAGCGCCGUCAGCCACCCCCCUUCCCCCCCCCCCCGCUUUUCUUCUCAGUGGGAGAGGGACGGCGUUUGGGUGGAAGUGAGUGUGCACACCCACGUGGCGCUCUGAAGAACGGGGCUGGGGCUGGGGCGGGAGGAGCUUUAUAUGCUUAUGUCCAAAUCCAGUUUAAAACAAAAAGUCAUGGUUCCCUCCCCUGCCCUUUCCAAUUUCUUCUGUCCGUCUGGCUGUGGCCGUAUCUAUACGUUUAUCCUUCUGCAGGAAGACCCACCCCAUGGGAGACAGGGGACAGAAAUAGGAAUGGUAGGUGAUGACAAAGGCAUAGAUGGCUUCUUGAGUAUCUUUGGCUUCCAAUCUGAGGCCGAGAAGAGCUGUCCACAUCGUGAGAUCUUUAAGGGGAAAGAUUAUAUUUAAAAUGUCAGUGCUCUGGGGAAAUUUCAGCUUCACUACCCCCUCUCUGUCUAAUGUGCCACUCCAGAAGAGGUCUGACUGUAUUUCUAGAGGUAAUGCAACAACUGAGAGGUUGAUAAGAAAACCAGGGGCUCCUUCCACCUCUCCUGGACCCUCAGGUCACGUUUGAAAGCAUUUUCACAAAACAGGAACUAGAAUUUCUCAUCCCUCCCACAUUCCUGCUUGUUUUCAAACCUCAUGAAGCUCUUUUUCCAGCCUGUGGGCUAUUUCUUGCCCCAGUAAAGAGGAAUCUUAGUUGCUAUCACCCCACAGAGCCUGGGUUUAUAGAAAAAGAGAUUGCUGUGGCCUACAGACCUUUUCCCAACAAAUUUGGAAAGGACCUGGCUUUAAAACACACAUGCUUGUGCGUGCGCGCACACACAAACACACGUAUGAAAUCAUCACAAAACUGCCCACAGAUCUUUAGGCUUUCCGCAUUGACAUAAAUACAUUUUUUAAGGGAAAAAAGAGAAAUUAAAAAACACCUGUUUAAUUUUAAACACAUUUUUUUAAGAAAAAAAUAAACUAAAAAAGAAACAGUGCUCAUGUCAUAAGCUAUGUUGACAGUUGCCAGUGGAAAUGUUGGGUUGGUUUAAAAAAAAAAUAAAAGCUCUACUUAA
Ailuropoda melanoleuca (giant panda) is the source of this 4960-nucleotide messenger RNA. RefSeq names its product solute carrier family 8 member A3 (gene SLC8A3). Gene Ontology annotation, cellular component: sarcolemma; postsynapse; axon. The record is from RefSeq and is a predicted model, not a curated record. Gene Ontology annotation, biological process: sodium ion transmembrane transport; cell communication; calcium ion import across plasma membrane. The transcript is spliced from 8 exons. NCBI's taxonomy places the organism in Eukaryota, Metazoa, Chordata, Mammalia, Carnivora, Ursidae. Gene Ontology annotation, molecular function: calcium:sodium antiporter activity. Bases 327 to 3113 code for a protein of 928 amino acids.